UUCCUUUCCACAUUCCCCCACCCUUCUCUUCCAACCUCUGUUCGGCCCCUAGCUCAAUUCCAGUGUUUGCUGCAGCUGCUCUCCAGCCAUUUGCAGGACCCAAACAACCGCAGCCGCUGUUCCCAGGAUGGUGAUCCGUGUGUAUAUUGCAUCUUCCUCCGGCUCUACAGCGACCAUGAGCUUCUUACUGCCCAGAAUAUGCUUAUACACGAUUAAGAAGAAACAGCAAGAUGUGCUUGGCUUUUUAGAAGCUAACAAAAUAGGAUUUGAAGAAAAAGAUAUUGCUGCCAAUGAAGAAAAUCGGAAGUGGAUGAGAGAAAAUGUACCUGAAAACAAUCGACCAGCCACCGGAUACCCCCUACCACCUCAGAUUUUCAAUGAAAGCCAGUACCGUGGGGAUUAUGAUGCCUUCUUUGAAGCCAGAGAAAAUAAUGCAGUGUAUGCCUUUUUAGGCUUGACAGCCCCACCUGGUUCAAAGGAAGCAGAAGCGCAAGCAAAGCAGCAAGCAUGAAACUUAAACAUUCUGCCUUAAGCAUCGUGGAAAAGGAGUCUCCAUUGUUUUUAUAAAAUAACAAAAUUAUCUUGGCUUCAAAAGAAAUAGGCUUAGUGUUGAAAUAAUAGAUUAGUUGGUGUUUUCGCAUGCAAACAAUCAAAAUGAAUACAUAAUUAAAUGUGAAUGUUAUGAUGAGGAGAAUGUGAGAUGAACGUAAAAUUUUAAGUAGAUGUCAUAGAAUAGUUUUGUUAUCUGCCAGGGCAUUUUGUGUACUUCAAUGAUUUUUAAAAGCAAACACUUGUGUAUUUUGUUGGUAUUAUUAUUGCAGCUUAAGUAUAUCUGUAGCUCUACAUUGAGGAAUUUCAAAAGGGGAGAGAGAAUCUGUCUUUUGUUUCCAAAUUGCCUCAUUAAUUUUAGGGAACAAAAACAUGUAUCUUUUUUAUGUGACAUUAUUGUGACUAAAAAGUAGUUGCAGGCAAUUUUUGUGAUAUGGAAAACACUGUAAUUUCCUAUAGUAAUUAUGACAUUCCCAUUCUUUUGUAGUUGAAACUUCUAUGUACUGAACUACAGGUUUUUCAGGAUUCUAAAUGUAGCCUUUCUUGCACAUUUAAGUGAUCAGAACAGAUAACCUCCCACAAAAAAAAAAUGCAUUCAUUUGACAGAUUUCUUGCUUAACUACACAGCUCUGAUGUAAUCAUAUUUCGAAGUUGCUUGCUGCUGUGAAAUAUGCAUAUGUAUGUUAUGGAAGUGGGAUGGUAAGUACAUUUAAAGAGGCAACCUUUUGUAAAGAGCUCAGACUUUUAAUUAACUGUUAUAAAAUAUGUCAACAUUAAUUGCCUAAGUCUGUUUUUUGGGGGUCUUUGCUAGCAGUAUCUUAGUAGGUUCCCCCUUUUAAAACAAAUUGUUAUCACAAAUGCCACUAUCUCGCAGAUAUUUGACCUUUGUAUUUCAUCAUGGCCACAUAUUGUAUGAAUACAUUAAUCUAAGUAUAGAGAGUAUUUUCUAUGCCUCUUUUCCAGAGAAUAGCACAAGCAUCAAUUUUAAAAUGUUAAUUCUAAAGACUUCUAAGAAGAAAAGAAAUAUCAUCCUUAAUUACUUACCCAGAAAAUAUACAUAUUGUGCUUUAGUUCCACACUACUUUAUUAAUAAAACACCUUUUAAAAUUAUGUUAUCAUUGUCAUUUGAUGUAUUCAGGUAUGUGCUCUGUGCUAAAAUCAACAUAUAAUGAAGACAUGGCUUUGUUUACUGUGAUUCAAACUUGAUGUUAUGCUUGAAAAUAAACUCAAUACUUUUAGAAAUAUAA
Messenger RNA from Miniopterus natalensis, 1796 nucleotides. RefSeq names its product SH3 domain binding glutamate rich protein like (gene SH3BGRL). Lineage: Eukaryota; Metazoa; Chordata; Mammalia; Chiroptera; Miniopteridae. The record is from RefSeq and is a predicted model, not a curated record. Gene Ontology annotation, cellular component: cytoplasm.